AUGAACAAAUUUUGUAUUCAAAGGGUGCUGCACUUUCGGAAGCGCACAUUGCUAGUCCCGGUAUUACCGAAAAGGCAGAAAGGAGCAUUCUCCGGCGCUGCACUUGUUCAAGCAACCCCAAAAAGUAUCCAGCCAUAUCUCAGGCUUAUGCGUGUCGAUAAGCCAACAGGUGUGUGGUUGCUAUACUGGCCCUGUACUUGGUCCAUAUCACUGGCUACACCAGCAGGACUGUUGCCUGAUCCGAAAAUGCUGGCCCUGUUUGGCGCCGGUGCAUUCCUGAUGCGAUCAGCUGGUUGCAUAGUCAACGAUAUAUUCGAUAAAGACUUCGAUAAAAUGGUUGAGCGGACACGUUCAAGGCCACUAGCCAGCGGCGAACUUACUGAUCGUGAUGCCGUCAUGCUGUUAUCAGUUUUGUUAUCUGCAUCAUUGGGAAUAUUGCUGCAGUUCAAUUGGCUCAGUGUUGCUAUUGGUGCAAGCUCGUUAUCGCUGGUUUUUGCAUAUCCUUUUGCUAAACGCUACACCUAUUGGCCGCAAUUUGUGCUCGGUAAUAGUUAA
This is a messenger RNA of Gongylonema pulchrum, 555 nucleotides long. The record is from the annotation of a GenBank genome assembly. NCBI's taxonomy places the organism in Eukaryota, Metazoa, Nematoda, Chromadorea, Rhabditida, Gongylonematidae.